Saccharomyces kudriavzevii IFO 1802 is the source of this 837-nucleotide messenger RNA. RefSeq names its product Mba1p (gene MBA1). The coding region runs from base 1 to 837 and encodes 278 amino acids. Gene Ontology annotation, biological process: protein insertion into mitochondrial inner membrane from matrix; inner mitochondrial membrane organization. The record is from RefSeq and is a predicted model, not a curated record. Gene Ontology annotation, cellular component: mitochondrial inner membrane. Gene Ontology annotation, molecular function: ribosome binding. Lineage: Eukaryota; Fungi; Ascomycota; Saccharomycetes; Saccharomycetales; Saccharomycetaceae. The transcript has a single exon.
AUGAACGUACCAAGAACUGCAUGUUUUAUCUCUCCUGCAAGAUCUUUGUUAAGAUUGUUCAAUAGGCAGCGACUAUUUUCAACUUCGAGGUUGAUUUUGAAUAAAGAAAGCGAAGCUACAAAAAAGAAAGACAAGAACAAACAGCAAGAUUUCAAUCCUAGGCAUUUGGGUGUUUCUGCAGAAAUAUUUAUUCCUUCUGCUUACAAAAACCUUCCCAGCGUCUUUACGCAUCCUUUCGUUGUUGCGAAUGCAUUAGUUAGGAGACUUUACACAUUUGGUUUGAAUUCUGUUCAGGUCGCAUUGUUUCGUUUCCAAUCAGGUAUCAAGCCUUCUUUUUUACUCUGGAAAAACAAAGCUAUUGAGACGUAUAUUAACGUAAAUACGUCUUUCGCUCAUAAAAAUCUACAGGAGGUGAAAGGAAUGGUGUCGUUAUGGGUUCAGGAAGCUUUAGAGGCUAGAUCCCGCCAACUUCCAGCCAAUGCCACACUAGAGUGGCAAUUGAUAAAGUUCAAUGCGGUUCCAAAAUUAGUCUCGGUGCAACCCGUUAUGAUCCCCGGAAUGCCCCUAGAGCAUUUACAGUUAGUAUACAAAUUUGAUACAAAGCAGAAAUUGAUCAAGGUCAAUCAACAAAAUAAGAAGAGUGAUGUGUUAGAUCGUGACGUAGUAGACUAUGUUGCUUAUUUAUGUGAUGCGGCAACUAAUGAUAUGAUUUUAAUGGGGUCUUUAUUCGAAAAUAAGCCAAAUGAUAAAUUACCGAAGAGCUACGAAGAUGAUACGAAAGUAGCCAUACGCAGAAUGAAGCUUAAUGGAGAUAUAUAUCGUUUACCCCCAGAGUAA